Messenger RNA from Sphaeramia orbicularis (orbiculate cardinalfish), 1544 nucleotides. RefSeq names its product SET and MYND domain containing 3 (gene smyd3). Gene Ontology annotation, molecular function: protein binding. The record is from RefSeq and is a predicted model, not a curated record. The transcript has 12 exons. Lineage: Eukaryota; Metazoa; Chordata; Actinopteri; Kurtiformes; Apogonidae. The coding region runs from base 40 to 1356 and encodes 438 amino acids. Gene Ontology annotation, cellular component: nucleus.
AACACCGCUGCGGUUCACGUGGAGUGCUGUAAAGUGAACAUGGCACCGAAACUGGAGCGUUUUGUGAGCCCAGGUAAAGGUAACGGGCUCCGGGCCACGGGCAGGAUCCUUAAAGGGGAGCUGGUGUUCUCCGCUGAGCCGCUGGCGAACUGCGUGUCCAAAAAAGUGUCCAGAGACGUCUGUCACCACUGCUUCACACGAUGUGAGACCUUGUUGAGGUGCUCUCAGUGCAAAAUGGCUCGCUACUGCAAUAUCACCUGCCAGAAACAAGCCUGGUCUGUCCAUAAGACUGAGUGUAAAUGUCUGCGGAGCCUCCUACCCAGAAUACCCACUGACUCAGUCCGUCUGGCUGCAAGACUCAUCUUUGCCUUGUUAAGUCCUUCAAAGAGCUGCAGUGAAGAGCUCUACACUUUAGAGGAACAUGAAUCACAUCUAAGCUGUAUGUCAGAGCAGAAGAAGCAGGGUUUGUCCCACCUGGCAUCCAUGUUACAGUUGUACUUACAACAGGAGGUCCCUGAACUGGCACUAGAAACACCGUCAGCAUUGCCCCCUGUAUGCCAAGACCCCCUCAGCCUUAUCGCAAAGGUGACGUGUAAUUGCUUCACCAUCAGUGAUGGAGAACUGCAAGAGAUUGGAGUUGGACUGUAUCCAAGUUUAUCUCUGUUAAACCAUGACUGCAGGCCAAACUGCGUGAUGGUGUUUGAGGGAACAAAGCUCCAACUCAGAGCUGUUCGAGAAAUCAACCCUGAAGAGGAGCUAACAAUCAGUUACAUCGAGACACUGUCACUGACUGAGGACCGACAGCGGCAGCUGGAGGAGCAGUACCACUUCACAUGCCACUGCCAGAGAUGUGGCUGUAAAGACACAGAUGGACUCAUGGUAUCUGGUGAGGAAGUGUCAUGGCGGCCGAUGAUGGAGUCUUUGUCCAGACUGGAUGAACUGAAGGCAGAAUCCAAUUGGCAGGUGCUAUUAGAGAGCUGUAAACAUCUAUUAUCAGCUGCUAGCAGUGUUGUUCCUGAUGAAAACCUGUACAAACUCAGAGUCACAGAUGCAGCUUUAGACGCCUGCAUUCACUUGGGAUACUGGGAGGAGGCUCUGGGAUUGGGCCUGAGGACACUUCCAGUAUACAGACAGUACUAUCCUGAUCCACAUCCGGUCCAUGGAGUCCAGCUGAUGAGAGUUGGAAAACUGCAGCAUUACCUCGAACACAUCAGUGAAGCAGCGGACACGUUCAAACAGGCCUAUCAGAUCAUCAAAGUCACACAUGGAGAUACUCAUUCCUUGACCAAAGAUCUACUGAUGAAGAUGGAGGAAUGUCGCGCAGAAAUAGAUCAACAAUCAUUCCACAAUAACUGAGACACAACAAUAUUAUAAACCACCGCAGGAUCUGUUCACAUUCAGCUUAGUUUGAUGGUUUUACUUUCUAUGUUAAUGCUGCAGGUAGAUUUAUCAACUAUAAUUGUUCACAUUUAUCAAAUUUGUAAUCUGUACUUGAUUUUUACUAUCUGGUUUAAAUGUCAUAAAAUGAUCUCAUCAUGCUCUCA